AGCCCGGCGCCCCGAGGCGCCCCGCCGCCGCCGCCGAGCCGCAGCCGCAGCCGCGAUGACCCUGAGCGCGGGGAUGUGCGAAGCCGCGGGCCUGGCGGAGGAGACCGACAUCGACGUGGUGGGGGAGGACGAGGACGACGAGGAGGAGGACGACGACGAGGAGGACGACGACGAGGAGGAGGAGGGCGGCGGGUCCCGGCGGGCCGUCCCCGCACCGAGGCGGCGGCGGCGGCGGCGGCGCUCGUACGCCGGGGAGGACGAGCUGGAGGACGAGGACGACGAGGACGAGGAGCUGCUGCUGGCCCCGCGGGCGGCGGGAGGCUCCCCGGCGGCGGCGGCGGCGGCGGCGGGCGCGGGCCCGGCCGCGGGGAGCGGCGGCGGGGGCGGCGGCGGCGGCGGGAGCGGGGGCGGCGGCGCGGGCGCGGCCGGGGCCGGCGCGGCCGGCGGCGGCGGCGGCGGGAAGAACCCGCUGGUGAAGCCGCCCUACUCGUACAUCGCGCUCAUCACCAUGGCCAUCCUGCAGAGCCCCAAGAAGCGGCUGACGCUGAGCGAGAUCUGCGAGUUCAUCAGCGGCCGCUUCCCCUACUACCGCGAGAAGUUCCCCGCCUGGCAGAACAGCAUCCGCCACAACCUGUCGCUCAACGACUGCUUCGUCAAGAUCCCCCGCGAGCCGGGCAACCCGGGCAAGGGCAACUACUGGACGCUCGACCCCGAGUCCGCCGACAUGUUCGACAACGGCAGCUUCCUGCGCCGGAGGAAGCGCUUCAAGCGCCAGCCGCUGCUCCCGCCCCACGCCGCCGCCACAGCCGAGUCGCUGCUGCUGCGCGGCGCGGGCUCCGCGGGGGACCCGGCCGCCGCCGCCGCCGCCGCCGCCGCGCUCUUCCCGCCCGCGCCGCCCGCGCCGCCCCCGCCUCACGCCUACGCCUACGGCGCCUACGGCUGCGGCUACGGCCUGCCGCUGCCGCCCUACGCGCCCGCGCCCUCCGCGCUCUUCGCCGCCGCCGCCGCCGCCGCCGCGGCCGCCGCCUUCCACCCGCCCGCGCCGCCGCCCGCGCCGCCGCCCGCGCCGCCGCCGCCGCCCGCCGAGCUGGCCCGGACCGCCUUCGCCUACCGGCCGCCCCCGCUGGGCGCCGCGCGGCCCGGACCCCCGCCGGCCGCCGCCGCCGCCGCCAAGCCCGGCGUCCCCGCGCUGGCGCGCUCGCCCUUCUCCAUCGACAGCCUCAUCGGGGGCCGCCGGGGCCCCGCCGCCGCCGCCGCCGCGCCCCCCGCCGCGCCCCCCUCCGCGCCCGCCGCGCCCCGAGGCGGCGGGGCGGCCGUGGGGCCCGCCGCCGCCCUCACGCGCUCGCUCGUGGCCGCCGCCGCGGCCGCCGCCUCCUCCGUGUCGUCGUCGGCCGCGCUGGGGACGCUGCACCCCGGGGCCGCCCUGCCCGGCGCCGACAGCUUCACCGCCCGGAUUUCCAACUGCUGA
Perognathus longimembris pacificus (Pacific pocket mouse) is the source of this 1468-nucleotide messenger RNA. It is a transcript of the gene Foxd1, whose product is annotated as forkhead box D1. The record is from RefSeq and is a predicted model, not a curated record. The coding region runs from base 56 to 1468 and encodes 470 amino acids. Gene Ontology annotation, molecular function: DNA-binding transcription factor activity, RNA polymerase II-specific; RNA polymerase II cis-regulatory region sequence-specific DNA binding. Gene Ontology annotation, biological process: regulation of transcription by RNA polymerase II; anatomical structure morphogenesis; cell differentiation. NCBI's taxonomy places the organism in Eukaryota, Metazoa, Chordata, Mammalia, Rodentia, Heteromyidae. The transcript has a single exon.